Paramisgurnus dabryanus is the source of this 4007-nucleotide messenger RNA. RefSeq names its product eph receptor A8 (gene epha8). Gene Ontology annotation, biological process: ephrin receptor signaling pathway; axon guidance; protein phosphorylation. Gene Ontology annotation, cellular component: plasma membrane; dendrite. Gene Ontology annotation, molecular function: ATP binding; transmembrane-ephrin receptor activity; protein binding. The record is from RefSeq and is a predicted model, not a curated record. Lineage: Eukaryota; Metazoa; Chordata; Actinopteri; Cypriniformes; Cobitidae.
CCUUUAUGAUGAAGAGAAGAGAGGAUGCGUUGGACAUUUUGGGAUUGCAUCCGCCCACCGGAUAACUUGAACUGAGUGCAUGAAUGAAGAGCUUUGAAGUUAUCUUUGCCACAAAGGCAGCAGUGAACACGCCCCCACUCUGCGCCUGGUGGUGUUACAUGUGCCCGAGUGCAGGCAGGCAGUUUUGAAAGCAGUUCCUGAUAGAGACGACUACCGCUCCGCUUCUACACUGGCAGAGAGCGUGAGAGAGCGAGCGAGUGAGGGAGAGGGAGAGAGAGAGACAGAGGGAGAGAGAGAUUCUCCUCCAGCGCUGGCUCCACAUUUACACGAUGGCAUCGGACCCGGGGCUGCUGCCCCUGUUAGUGUGGACUAUAUCCAUGCAGGUCCUGGGCUCCAGAGGAACGUCCAGCAAUGAAGUCAAUCUCCUGGACACAACCAAAAUAUCAGGAGACUGGGGCUGGCUGACGUACCCAUCACAUGGGUGGGAUGCAAUCAACGAGAUGGACGAGUAUUUCACCCCUAUUCACACAUACCAGGUGUGCAACGUCAUGAGCCCGAGCCAGAACAAUUGGCUAAGGACCAACUGGAUCCAGCGAGACGGCGCCCGGCGCAUUUACAUCGAGAUGAAGUUCACUCUCCGAGACUGCAACAGCAUGCCAGGUGUGCUCGGCACCUGCAAGGAGACCUUUAACCUCUACUACUACGAGACCGACCGCGACGUUGGGACGACCAUCUGGGAGAGUCAGUUUUCCAAAAUCGACACCAUUGCAGCCGACGAGAGUUUCACUAACGUGGACUUAGGCGUACGGAGACUAAAGCUCAACACGGAAAUUCGUGGCGUGGGGCCGCUCAGCAAGCGCGGGUUCUACUUGGCGUUCCAGGAUAUAGGCGCUUGCAUCGCCGUCGUGUCGGUGCGGGUUUAUUACAAACGCUGCACGGGCAUGGCUCGAAAUCUGGCCAUCUUCACGGAUGUGGUAACCGGGGCGGACUCGUCGUCGCUCGUGGAGGUCAGAGGUCAGUGUGUGGACCAUGCGGAAGAAAGAGACACGCCCAAGAUGUACUGCAGCGCUGAGGGGGAGUGGCUUGUUCCUAUUGGACGAUGCGUGUGCAGCGCGGGGUUUGAGGAGCACAGAGAUAACUGCAUUGCCUGUGAGGUGGGUUUCUUUAAGCCCGUGGCAGGUGAUCAGCUCUGUUGGAAAUGUCCUCUUCACAGUCAUUCAGAGACGAGAGCGGCUGUUAGCUGCCCGUGUGAUGCAAAUUUCUAUCGCACUUCUACAGACCCACCUGCUUCUCCAUGCACAAGACCUCCGUCAGCUCCUGUAAAUGUCAUAUCAUCUGUGAACGGCACCUCCGUCAGUCUCGAGUGGAGUUCUCCUCUGGACAGGGGAGGCCGCAGCGAUGUCGUCUACGAUGUGAUCUGCCUAAAGUGUGACAAAGAUGGAACUCAUUGUGGGGACUGUAAAGGCGUCACCACGGCGAGGAACAGAGUGGAGAAUAUCAAUGGCGGUCAUGGAGAUACCAGUGGAGCUUCUGGGGGAAUGAGCGGAGGAACCGUAAAUGGGGUGGUGGUGGCACGGACGGGUGCGCCACCCAUCCGCUUUAUCCCUCAGCAGACCGGGCUUACGGAACCGUGGGUGACGGUGUUGAACCUCGCCGCUCACGCCAACUACACCUUUCGCAUCGUGGCGCUGAAUGGAGUUAUGCACCUGAGCAAUGAGCUGCCCCAGUCUGUGAUGGUCAAUAUCACCACAAAUCAGGCAGCUCCAUCUCAAGUGAUGGCUAUACGUCAGGAGAACGCCAGUCAAAACAGCGUUAUGCUCUUCUGGCACGAACCGGCCCAGCCGAACGGAGUUAUUUUGGAGUAUGACAUCAAAUAUUAUGAGAAGGACAAUGAACAGCAGAGUUACGCCACGCUGAAGUCCAAAAACACCAGCGCUAAAGUGUCAGGCCUGAAGCCCGGCACGAGCUACAUCUUCCAGAUACGAGCCAGAACCUCGGCCGGCUGCGGUCGUUUCAGCCAGUCGGUGGAGAUACAGACGGGUAAAGCAAUACCCCUACGAUACACUAACAUGAGGAUCAUCUGGAUCUGCAUGGCUUUAAUAACCGGACUGGCGACGUUUCUGGCCGUUGUCAUCUGCAGAAAACGACGUUGUGGAUACAGUAAAGCUUUCCAGGACUCGGAUGAAGAGAAGAUGCACUACCAAAACGGCCAUGUAUCAUUUCCAGAAGCCAGAUUUUAUAUUGAUCCCCACACAUAUGAGGACCCCUGCCAGGCUGUCCACGAGUUUGCCAGAGAAAUUGAAGCGUCCAGGAUCAAAAUAGAAAAAAUCAUUGGUUCAGGAGAGUUUGGUGAAGUGUGCUACGGCCGGAUGAAGCUACCAGGAAAACGUGAUAUCCCCGUGGCCCUGAAGACACUUAAAGCCGGUUACACUGAGAAACAGAGGAGAGAUUUUCUCAGCGAGGCCAGCAUCAUGGCACAGUUUGACCAUCCAAACGUCAUCCAUCUGGAGGGGGUUGUUACUCGCAGCAAACCAGUAAUGAUCAUCACAGAGUACAUGGAGAACGGCUCUCUGGACUCUUUCUUGAGGAGACACGACGGGCAGUUCACCAUUAUUCAGCUGGUUGGGAUUCUCCGUGGCAUAGCGGCUGGCAUGACUUACCUGGCCGAUCUGGGGUACGUCCACCGGGACCUGGCUGCCAGAAAUGUUCUGGUCAACAGUAACCUAGUGUGCAAGAUCUCAGAUUUCGGUCUGUCACGCGUAUUAGAGGACGACCCUGAUGCUGCCUACACCACGACUGGGGGAAAGAUUCCGAUUCGUUGGACAGCACCAGAGGCCAUCGCCUAUCGAAAGUUUUCCUCUUCCAGUGACGUGUGGAGUUAUGGAGUGGUGAUGUGGGAAGUGAUGUCAUAUGGAGAACGGCCAUAUUGGAACUUGACCAACAGAGAUGUGAUAAAGUCCGUAGAGGAAGGUUACAGGCUUCCUGCGCCAAUGGGCUGCCCGGGUGCCCUACACACCCUAAUGCUGGACUGCUGGCAGAAAGAUCGCAACGAAAGACCCAGAUUUUGCCAGAUCGUCACAGUCCUGGACAAGCUGAUCCGAAACCCGGAGACCCUCAAGUCAAAGGAGACAUUGUGCAGACUAAACGGUCCUUUGAUGAACAGAAGUAUUCCUGAUUUCGCCAGCUGCCGGUCGGUGGACGAGUGGUUGGACACCAUUAAGAUGGGCCGUUAUAAGGACCGGUUCGCCGCGGGAGGGUACCUGACUUUAGGCCAUGUGAUGAGCAUGAAUCAACACGACAUGCAGAGGUUGGGGGUCACGUUGAUGGGCCAUCAGAAGAAGAUCAUGACCAGCGUUCAGGUGAUGAGGGCUCAGAUACUGAACCAGAGCUUCCCGUCGGUGCACAUAUAAUGCUGGACCUUUCCGAACCACCAGAAUAUAAAGACAUGUUGAUCUGAUGUGUUUGAGUCUCGUGUAUGAACUUCAAAUGAAGCGGAAGCAGAACCUCGCGUGGACAGCUACUGAGAAACACGAGCGGUUUUCUUCUUCAACAAGACAUUCUGCAAUGAUUUUUCUCUUUACUUCCUUUUGUAAGUGUAUGGACUGCCUUAAAUGACACGAUUUAUUUAAAUAUUGUUGUACAUGGAUAAAGAUUUUAUGAAUAGAGAUAUGAGUAUGUAAAAAGGACCUUAUUAAUAUUAAAACGAUGGGAAUGAAUAUGCGUAGUGUAAAUGUUUGCCACACCCACCACAGCACCUCAAGGGCAUCAUGGAUAAAACUACGAGUGCCUCAAAUGCAAAAAUAUCACAGCAUACGGACUGAAAAAAUGAGAUGUCAUAGUUUAAGCAUAAAAGUGAUGACAAACCAAGACACCCGAGGAACGUCUGGACCUCUUUCACAGAAAUAUGGACGAACACUGAAUUAGUUUCUGUUUUGCCUCUGUGGUCGUACAAAAGGGAAAAGGUAAUUAUGUAUGUCAUGUGUUUGAUUAAACACCCUAAAACUGAA